CUAGAUGCCAACUUUUGUUUAUCAAUGGCGACCACUCGUGAAUCACUAAGAAGAACUUCAGAAUGGUAUACGAGUCAUGGCCUAGUAUACAUGUAGAAAGUACAAAGCCAUGGUGAAACAAACGAUUAAAAUCUUUGCUCGAGUGAAGCCGACAAAAUCAAGGGCAGGGCUGUAUGACAUUGAUGAAGAUGAGCAAACAAUCCCCCGUUUGACGCUUUGUGUGCCAAGAGAUCUGAAAGAUGGUUUUGUUAACAAUAAAAAGGAAAAUUACAAGUUCAGAUUUGAGAAAGUCUUUGAUCAGCAAUGCAAGCAGGAUGAAGUUUUUGAACAUGUUGCAAAACCUGUGGCUGACAAUAUUUUAGAAGGCUACAAUGGGACUAUUUUUGCCUAUGGACAGACUGGGAGUGGUAAGACAUUUACAAUCACUGGUGGAGCAGAACGGUACGGUGAUCGAGGAAUCAUCCCCAGAACUCUGUCGUAUCUCUAUGAACAGUUUGAGCAGGAUUCAGAAAGAACAUACACACUCCAUGUUUCAUACUUGGAGAUUUAUAAUGAAUAUGGGUAUGACUUACUGGAUCCCAAACACGAAGCUACAAAAUUAGAGGACUUGCCGAAGGUGGCGUUGAUGGAAGACUCGGAUCAAAACAUCCACUUGAAGAACCUGUCUGUACACACAGCAUCAAAUGAAGAGGAGGCCCUCAAUCUUUUGUUUUUAGGGGACACAAAUAGAAUGAUAGCUGAGACUCCUAUGAAUCAGGCUUCCACUAGGUCACACUGUAUUUUUACCAUCCAUGUCACCUCACGAGAAAGUGGAUCAGCCACCAUACGGAGGUCUAAACUCCACUUGGUGGAUUUAGCAGGAUCUGAAAGAGUCCAUAAAACAGGAGUGAAUGGUGUGUUACUGACAGAAGCCAAGUACAUCAACCUUUCUCUUCAUUUCUUAGAACAGGUGAUCACUUCCUUGGCAGAGAAGAAUAGACAGCACAUUCCAUACAGAAACUCGAUGAUGACCUCAGUGCUUCGAGACAGUUUAGGUGGAAAUUGUAUGACAACCAUGAUAGCUACAUGCUCUGUGGAAAAACGCAACAUUGAUGAAUCUAUAUCCACUUGUCGUUUUGCACAAAGAGUGGCAAUGAUCAAGAAUGAUGUCAUGGUUAAUGAAGAGCUUGAUCCUAAGCUUAUGAUACAAAGAUUGAAAAGAGAGGUUCAGACACUGAAGGAAGAACUAGCCCUGGCCACUGGGGAACAGAGGACAGAUGCUCUCACUGAUGAGGAGGUGGACAGAUGUAGAGAGGCUGUAUCAGCCUAUCUGACAGACACAGACCCUGAUGCCAUUUUAUCUGUUGGUGCUGAUAUGAGAAAAAUUCAAGCCUGCUUCUCUAUACUAAAGAAAUAUGUCCUUGAGAAGCCAAAGGUCAAAGAGGUGGAAAGAACCCCCAGAAGUUCACGGAUUGAGAACUUUGGUCCACCCCCUGAGGCCCCAGAUACAGGACCUUAUAAGGAUACAGAAAAUGAUAGGCUGAAAGAACUAGUACAUCAGAGAGACAAUGAGAUCAAUAUUUUAGUUAAUAUGUUGAAAAAAGAAAAGAAGAGAGCCCAGGAUGCUAUUUCUGAACUAGAAAAUUUUGGCCAGCUUCCUCGACAGUCUUCCUCAGCAAGCGAGUCGAGCAUGGCUAAUAGUCGCUCCAACAGCAGAAAUCAGAUGGGUCCAGAAAAGACACGAAAAAUGUCGCAGAAUGAAGAAAGAACCAAACACAAAAUUUUGGGUGACAUGUCGGUAGGCAGACAGGAAGCCUUCGAGAUUUUCAGGAGAGACUACUAUAAUAACCCCACCAUAGAGGAAAACAAAUACAAUCUGAAACAGAGAUAUGCAGAGGCCAAAUCCCUGGGGGAGAAGGUCAACAAGACCAGGCAGAAAAUAAAUCAUGUUAAAGGCCAAAUAGAGCAGCAUAGAAUGCAACUAGCCAUGCAAGGUCUUGUUGAUGGUAACAACCAAGAAGCAGAUGAGGUGGAACAAGAACUAAGAGAUGAAAUGGAGGAGGAGAAAUUAAGAUACAAAGAAAGCUUCAGUCGAUUAAGAACUCUCAAAACAGAAAUAGAACAUCUGCAGCAUCUGUUAGAGAAAUCCAAAGUCAAAUUGAUGAAAGAUUUUGAAAUAUGGUUUGCAGAACAAGCUGCUCUUAAUCAUCAGGAGUCAAAUGUUACAAAUAGCAGAUCUGCUUGGAGAACGCCAACUCCCCAAAAAAGACGAGAAGGGACUUAUGUUACGAACUCAAUAAAUCCGGAGAGGACGUACAUAGCAAAUUCAGCAAACCCAGAGAGGACAUAUGUAACUUCUGCUUCAUCAGAAAAAGAUCCGAGUCGACAGCAACCAUCUUCUGGACGCAGACAGAAGGUGGCUAACAGCAUUAACAGCAGCUUUAACAACCUCAGACCCCUCCCCCCCACCCACAAUGGUCACAGUGGUGGGGGUGAGGAUGACGCUGCAAUCAAUGGUUAUAGAACAAAACAAAACAACAUUCCAAUGACAGGAGACCCAAAGGCAGAUGCUGAUAUUAUGGCCUUUAUUAAAGCUAGACAGAAUAUACUCAGAAAAGCACAACUAGAUCAGAGAUGACCAAACUGACAUAAAAAUGGAAAUCAGCUAAUUCAGAGCAUUCACACCUAUACAUGUACUGGUCGCUGUCAUUGCUACACAAACUGUCCAAUAGGCUAAUGUUAUAGAACUAGAUCCAGCACUACCAGGUGCUUUCAGUUCAGAGUUCUGCUAUGGAGUUAAUUCCCUUGGAACUGUUAGGACAUAGUAAUGAUACAAUGCACUCUCAAGCUUCAGUAUUUUGAAGAUGAAGAUUUGGGGAGAUUCCAGUUGUUCAUUAUCUAGAGAGAUAUUGAUUGUGUUCUAUGUAUUGUAUUUAUAAUAGAAAAUCAUUUUAAUAAAACAUAUAUAUUUGCUACUAUAUAUGUUGCAAACUAUCAA
Messenger RNA from Ostrea edulis (European flat oyster), 2977 nucleotides. RefSeq names its product kinesin-like protein KIF6. The record is from RefSeq and is a predicted model, not a curated record. Gene Ontology annotation, molecular function: microtubule binding; ATP binding; microtubule motor activity. The coding region runs from base 110 to 2617 and encodes 835 amino acids. Lineage: Eukaryota; Metazoa; Mollusca; Bivalvia; Ostreida; Ostreidae. Gene Ontology annotation, biological process: microtubule-based movement. The transcript has 21 exons.